AAAAAAAAGAAAGAUUCAUUCAAAUCUAUGAAAUUAUUUUCAGAAUAAAACAUCUUCAUUGAAUGAUCUUCAUUGUUACACUAAACUAAUUGAAUGUCACGUAAACGACCAUCAUUUAUGGUACAUGAUUUAUUAAAAGAAACUGAAGUCACAUUGAAACAUUGGCAACGUGAAGAGAUUUUCAAUUUUCCAAUUAAAAAAAAAGUUUUAUUAGAUGAUAACAAUGAUGAUGGCGAUGAUGAUGGUGAUGAUGAUGACGGUGAUGAUGACGGUGAUGAUGGCGAUGACAAUAUCAGUCAUCAUAUGGAAGAGAUUGACAACUUCUCUAAAUUGUAUAGUAAUAAGAUCAAUUUUAUUAAUCAACAAUAUAAAUCUCAUCAUUCCAGUUUAUUUAAUGUAUACACAAGUAAUUGGGAUAAUUGUUUAUUUAGUGUAAAACAUACAAUACCAUUGGAUAAAGAAGAUCUAUUGAAUAAUGAAAAUGAAAAGGCUAAUCAUUCGAAUUCAAUGUAUUUAACAACAACAUCAUCAUCGUCAUCAUCAACAUCAUCAUCGUCAUCAUCAUCAGCAUCCUCAGCGUUGACAACAAAAUUUAAUAAAACGAAUGAAAAUGAAAUUUUAUUUUAUCAUGAUAAUAUUAAUAAAAAAUUAAUGAAAAAAUCAAGAAAAGCAAGAACAGCAUUUACUGAUUAUCAAUUAACUGAAUUAGAACAAAGUUUUGAUCGUCAAAAAUAUUUAGCUGUACAAGAUCGAAUGGAAUUAGCAACUAAAUUAAGUUUAUCUGAUAGACAAGUUAAAACAUGGUAUCAGAAUAGAAGAACAAAAUGGAAACGUCAAACAGCUGUUGGUCUUGAAUUAAUGACAGAAGCUGAAAAUUUUGUAGCAAUUCAACGUUUAAUAGAACAAAGUCCAUUUUGGGCAUAUCAUCCAACAGUUAGAUAUAUUUUAUCAAAUAUAGAUCUUAUUCAUAAAUCAUCAUCAUCAUCAUCAUUAUCAUCAACGGUUACAACAACUACAUCAACUAUGGCUACAUUAACAACAACAAAACCAAUAACAGUUGGAAUAUCAUUAAAUAAUCAUGAAAAGAAUUUACCAUUUUUCCAAGAUCCACCACCACCACCACCGCCAUUAGUAACAACAAAAACAGAGACAAAUGAGUUGACAACAACAAGUUUAGAUAUCGAUAAUCAUCAUCAUCAUCAUCAUUAUAGACAACAUCUUCAAAGUUCUAGGAUUAUAAAUACAUUACCAAUUACAACAAACUCAUUACAUAAUGACAAUAAUAUUAAUAUCAAAUCAUCAUUAUUAUGUAUCCCUUCAUCAGAUAACAAUAUUUCAUUACAUACAAAAUCGAUUAAUUCGGAACAAUUAGAAAUGAGAAAGAAAUUAAUUAAUUUAUCUAAAAAUCAAUCAAUAUCCAAUCAAACAUUUGAUCUACAACAAUUAUGGUCAAUCAAAUCAUCUUUAAAUCAAUCAAUCAAUAAUGAAUGUUUACAUCUUCCUACAUCAUUAUCAUUAUCUUCAUCUGUUACAAGUAUUUGUAAUUCUUUAAUUGAAGGUACUUGA
Messenger RNA from Schistosoma margrebowiei, 1566 nucleotides. The record is from the annotation of a GenBank genome assembly. Lineage: Eukaryota; Metazoa; Platyhelminthes; Trematoda; Strigeidida; Schistosomatidae.